AUUAAAGAUUGCCCCGCAGUUACAGAACGAAAUGAAAAAUAAAAUAAAAUAAAAUAAAAUUUAAUCAACUCAACUCUGUUCUACACUUGAUUCUGCGUUAGGUACAAUACCUAUAAGUAGGUAGUCAUGGCUGGUAAUAACGCAGCCGGCGACUCUAUCGAGUCUUUGAAAACGGUAGUACAAUCUACGAUAGACCUCAUUUCUCAGCUCGAAGCGCUUCUUCAUGACGGCGCUUCCGAAACUGCCACGGCGCCAUCGUCGUCGUCGUCGCUACCGUCACCACCGUCACAAUCCUCGUCAAUCAAACCAGUAGAUCCUCUUUCCCUCGCCCACGACUCCGCCACUUUAAUAAAGGCUCACACAACGAAGCUAUCUCUGCUCAUUAUCAACAAACCCUUCACCCCCUCGGCUAUAAUUAAGGUCCUUCAAGAGCUCGUUGCUGGUCCUAUCCCUGCUCUCGCUUCCGCCGUCCAAGUUUGCGACGUCAACAAAUAUACUACUGUGGCUCGCCAAGACCUUUCUUGGCGAUGCUAUAGAGUGUUGAAAGAGCUCAAGAGCUUCGUCGGCAUUAUACCUCUGGAUGGAAAUGUUCUGUCUAAUGAGCAGAAGAACGGUACCCAGGGAGGAAAGGGCAGUAUGGCCACUACUGGCGUCAUAUGGGCUGCUUGCGACGACGUAAUUCUUCUCAAGAACCUGGGUAUUGCCGGACUGCUUGUCAGGAAGGUGGAGGAAUACAGGGAUACCUUGAAGGAUAUCCUGGAAGAAUUGAAGGAAUACAGCGAGGAAGUUGACGAGGGCGAGGACGAGGACGGUGCGAAUGAGAAUGGGAACGAGGACGAUAUCAACAAUGUCACGAACCAGAUCCAAAACACGCACAUCUCGACGCAGGAGAUGCUCGAUGAUCUCAUGAAUCCCCGCCACAUACCCAGAGAUGACCCGGACAAGUUUAGAGAACGUCUUGAGUCUUGUAUGAAACGGCUACGACUCACUACUCUACUUUAUACCGCUAUCGUGAAGAGGCGGCUCAAAACUCUACCACCGCUCCCCAAUACUACAGAGAUACCGGUCGCCCAACGCCUUGAUGAAGUAUUUCCUUUACUAAAGAGACUACCGCACCGAUUCGGCGAAGUGGCCUGCGCAUUCUACGAGCUAGAUCGCGACUCUAUCGACCGUGCCGUGGAUUCUUGCUUCUUCGACGCUUUUGCCGCGUCAGAGAUGCUCAUGAAACCCUGGGAAGGUCAAAGAGACGAAUUCACCGACUGGGCAGAGAAAUUCCAAGUCGGAAUUAAAAAACCAGACUAGGUGUGCCGUACCAACUGAGUAAAUUUUGAGAAGAAGAUAUAUAUACAUAUUGCCCGUCAAGAUUAAAGGAUGAAGUACCUCUCCGGAGCUAGGGCAUACUAGGAAUUCAAAACUAGCAGACACGAACUUCCCGCAGCCGCACUCUGAAUAGGAUAUCUCAUCACACCUGGAUCGCGACCGCGUUGAAGUUAACCUUAUUCCGCUUGUCAGUUCCGCGUACACAAAUGACAUGCCAUGGACUGGGGGGCUUACAUGACCUGAAGAUGGACAUUCAGUUGAGAUCG
Messenger RNA from Annulohypoxylon truncatum, 1586 nucleotides. RefSeq lists its product as uncharacterized. Gene Ontology annotation, biological process: regulation of cell cycle. Gene Ontology annotation, cellular component: nucleus. Bases 127 to 1302 code for a protein of 391 amino acids. The transcript has a single exon. NCBI's taxonomy places the organism in Eukaryota, Fungi, Ascomycota, Sordariomycetes, Xylariales, Hypoxylaceae. The record is from RefSeq and is a predicted model, not a curated record.